Molecule: messenger RNA, 1093 nt
Organism: Ostrea edulis (European flat oyster)
Lineage: Eukaryota; Metazoa; Mollusca; Bivalvia; Ostreida; Ostreidae
Product: estradiol 17-beta-dehydrogenase 11-like
Exons: 6
Coding region: 1-915 (304 amino acids)
Cellular component (GO): lipid droplet
Molecular function (GO): oxidoreductase activity, acting on the CH-OH group of donors, NAD or NADP as acceptor
Source: RefSeq, a predicted model, not a curated record
AUGGGACUGUUGAACACGGCUGGGAGACUCCUCGCUCUGUUUGUUCUAGCGAUUUAUUUUUACAUUCUAGAAAUUUUUAAAUUUUUGUCUCCCACCAAGAGAAAGGAUGUCCGAAACGAGAUCGUGCUGAUUACGGGUGCGGGGCACGGAAUAGGCCGGGAGAUUGCCCUAGAAUUUGGCAGAUUAGGUGCGCGUGUUGUGAUAUGGGACAUAAACAAGAGAACGAAUGACGCCACCGCGGAGGAAAUCAAGCGGAACGGCGGCACGGCAUAUGCCUAUGUGUGUGAUCUUACGAAAACGGACGAUAUUCGGACGACGGCAGACAAAGUCCGGAGGGAAAUCGGUGAUCCAUAUAUCCUGGUCAACAACGCCGGGAUUCUGACUGGUGGAGAGCUACUUAAACUUAAGGAGGCUCAUGUCCGGCGCACGUUUGAAAUCAAUACACUAUCUCACUUCUGGACAUGCCAAGAAUUUAUGCCGGCCAUGCUGACGGACAACAGAGGCCACAUCGUAACCAUUGCGUCCAUGUCCGCCAAAUCGGGCACGGCAUUCCUCGUAGACUACAGCUCCUCUAAGUAUGCUGCUUACGGUUUUGCGGAGGCGUUAAAUGAAGAACUCAGCAUUAUGGGUAAAAACGGUGUGCAGACGACCACCGUGUGCCCGAUGUUUGUUGACACGGGCCUUGUGAAGCAGCCAAAAGAUAAAAUUGGUAGGAUUUUGACGCCAAGGGAAGUGGCUCUAGCCACGGUCGAGGGAACAUUGACCAAUGAAGAAAUAGUUUAUGUCCCAGGAACGAUGAAGUUCCAGAUGGCGCUCUCUGCUUUCUUUCCCCAUGCCAUGAUUAAGUACACCAAAAAGGCGUCCGGAACUGGCAUCGAACCACAGUACGACCCAACCACUUUCAAGACCGACUAACCAAUCGCCUGCUGGAUAGAUUCAAAUUAUAUCAAACUAUUGUGAUGUUACUUUUUAAUGUUUUAAUUUAUUACACGGACACUCGUCGAGAUAAUGUUUACCAAUGGUACUGAAUUUGUGAUUGAGUAGAUUCAUGUGUAAAGUUAAGUCCUAGUAUUAAAGUGAAUGUGACAUGUAA